Molecule: messenger RNA, 1424 nt
Organism: Rhizophagus irregularis DAOM 181602=DAOM 197198
Lineage: Eukaryota; Fungi; Glomeromycota; Glomeromycetes; Glomerales; Glomeraceae
Molecular function (GO): tRNA-guanosine(34) queuine transglycosylase activity
Source: RefSeq, a predicted model, not a curated record
UUUUUUUUUUGCGCGUCAUUAACUUUAUAAAGAAAUAUGUCACUACGAUUCAAUUUAUUAAAAACUUCAGAAAAAUCUUUACGAUUGGGAAAGCUGAUUUCAAUAAAAAAUGAACAAAAAAUAAUAUUAGAUACACCAAAUUGUCUAGCUUAUACGGGUCGUGGUUGUGUUCCACACUUGACACCUGAUAAUCUGCAUAAUAUUCCAUUAGUUGAAGCUGUUAACGUUACAUUAGAGCAUUUUAUAGAUGUACAACCACCGCCUUCCACUCAAUUUCCCGAUGGAAUACAUAAAUUUUUGAAUUUUGAAGAGUAUCUUGUAUUUAUUGACGUUCGUGAUUCUGGAAACCUAAAACCUGUAUCUAACAAUACUGACAAGUAUGUUUCUGUAUAUACAUGUCACGGAGUGCGCCAGGUUAUGUCCGAUUCAUAUAUUGAAUAUAUGAAUAUAUAUAAACCCGACGUUUUUGCAAGUUUAGCUGAUAAGAUAACGGAUGAGGUACCAAGUUUGAAAAGGAUAAAGAAGUCUGUUGAUAGAACGUUAAAAUGGCUUGAUGAUGCGCUCAAUAACGUAAAGGUAGGGAUCCAUGUUUUUGGAGUUUUGACCGGGCACAAUAAUAGGGAAGAACGAAUUAGAUCGGCUCAAGAAACUGCAAAAAGAAAUGUUUCUGGAUUCGUACUGAAUGGAAACUUUUUGGGAAAUACUUCGAGAGAACGUAUAAAUGUAUUGAAAAGUUCACUCGACAACCUACCAUCUAAUAAACCUCGUUUGACAUACGGACUAGGAGCACCAGAGGAUAUUCUAUUAGGUGUAUCCGAGGGAAUUGACUUAUUUGAUACACAUUAUGCGGUAAAAAUGACCGAUGCAGGACAUGCUUUUACGUUUUCAUUAGAUGUAAAGAAUGAUUUAGAUUCUUCUAAAAAUCAAAAAACAAUAAACUUGUGGAAUACAAAUUUUUGUGAUGAUACUCAGCCUUUAUUGGUUGGAUGCCAGUGUUAUUCAUGUCAAAAUCAUACUCGAGCAUAUAUUCAUCAUUUAUUGAAUACUCAUGAAAUGCUCGCUUCAGUACUACUCAUGAGUCAUAAUUUAUUCCACUACACGAUAUUUUUCAAGAAUAUUAGAGAAUCCAUCAGUCAAGGUACGUUCUUCUCAAAAGCAGAACAAUUCUUUAAAAUAUAUGGUGAUGGAUUUAAACAAGAAAAACAAGAAAAGGAAAUGAUCGAUAGUUCAACAAUAAUUUUAAAGAAUUAAUAAAGUAAUUUGCUAGUAUUACAUUUAUAGAUAUAGAUACACCAAAUUUAAAAUCGGCAAGGUUUUAAAGAUUAAAUACAAUUAUUAUAAAUGGCCAAUUAUAAGAAAGUAUUAAUUAAUAAUACAGUUGCAUACUUUAUUAAUAAUAAAGUGAUCUUAACUGGGAUUCCUGU